Uncinocarpus reesii 1704 is the source of this 738-nucleotide messenger RNA. RefSeq lists its product as uncharacterized. Lineage: Eukaryota; Fungi; Ascomycota; Eurotiomycetes; Onygenales; Onygenaceae. The record is from RefSeq and is a predicted model, not a curated record. Gene Ontology annotation, molecular function: hydrolase activity. The coding region runs from base 1 to 738 and encodes 245 amino acids. The transcript has 5 exons.
AUGCUUUUGAACAAAGGUCUUCGGGUUGUUGCUCCUGACUGCCUUGGCUAUGGGCGAACACUGGGUACUUCGAAGAUUAUUCUUGGAGGCCAUGAUUGGGGCGGCUUUGUGGUCUAUCGGAUUGCACUCCACUGUCCUGACUUUGUUACUCACAUCUUUUCCGUCUGCACCCCGUACGGGCCCCCUCACCGCGAGUUCGUUCCACUAGACGAACUGGUAACAACUCGCCUCCCCUUUUUUGGCUAUCAGCUUCAGUUUGUGAGCGGAGAGGUAGAGAAAGCUAUCAAAACCGAGAAGGAUAUUCGACAGUUCCUAAUUGCAUUGUUUGGUGGGAGGACUCCUACGGGAGAGUUCGGUUUUGAUGUCAAAAAGGGUGUACUUUUGGAUAAAUUGGCAGACUUGCAGCCCUCAUGGCUGCUGAGUGAAAAGGUAAUCAAGGCGGUGAGCUCAAUUAUUACGUUGAAGAUAAACUGGUACCGCAUCCGCGAGCAAAAUUAUAAAGACGACCUGGAGCUUAUCGGUCGUGGCCUCGACAUUCCAGUCCUUUUCAUCAGGGCCACAAAUGAUGACGCUUUGCGCCCUGAGUUGUCAAAAAAUAUGCACAAAUACCUUCCAAAUUUGAUCCAGGCAGAGAUUGAAGGUACACAUUGGGUUCUGUGGCAGAAGCCCGAAAGAUGUAAUGAGGUUAUCGCGAAAUGGAUCGACAAUGUUGUGUUUGAAACACAGGGUAAACUGUAA